UUGGCUGCCGAGGUCCCGCAGUCGGCCUCAGCCCGCCGCGCCGCCCUCAGAACAGCUCCGGCCGCCGCGCCGCCUGGCUUUUCGUUUUCCUUGUUCUCCGCGGGCCGUGGGGGCUCCGCGCCGCGGCUCUUAGUCAUGUCGGAUUCUGGAAGUUACAGUCAGUCUGGGGGUGAGCAGCAAAGUUAUUCUUCCUAUGGAAAUCAAGGCAGUCAAGGCUAUGGACAAACAUCACAAAGUUAUUCUGGCUAUGGGCAAACGACUGAUUCUUCGUAUGGACAAAACUAUGGUGGUUACUCCGGUUAUGGACAAAAUCAAUCAGGUUAUUCACAGUCCUAUGGUAGUUACGAUAAUCAAAAGCAGAGCUCAUAUGGCCAACAAUAUAAUAACCAGGGACAACAAAACACGGAAUCAUCAGGAGGCCAAGGUGGAAGAGCACCUUCAUAUGGCCAGUCUGACUAUGGUCAGCAAGAUUCUUAUGACCAGCAGUCAGGCUAUGAUCAGCAUCAAGGCUCAUACGAUGAGCAGUCAAAUUAUCAGCAACAUGAUUCCUAUAAUCAAAACCAGCAGUCUUACCAUUCACAAAGGGAAAACUACAGCCACCACGCACAAGAUGACCGUCGUGAUGUGAGUAGGUAUGGAGAAGAUAAUAGAGGAUAUGGCGGGUCACAGGGAGGAGGUAGAGGGCGUGGGGGAUAUGACAAGGAUGGAAGAGGUCCUAUGACAGGAUCAAGUGGUGGUGACCGCGGUGGCUUCAAAAAUUUUGGUGGCCACAGGGAUUAUGGACCCAGACCAGAUGCUGAUUCAGAAUCUGAUAAUUCAGAUAACAACACAAUCUUUGUGCAAGGACUUGGGGAGGGUGUAUCUACAGAUCAAGUAGGAGAGUUCUUUAAGCAAAUAGGAAUUAUCAAGACUAACAAAAAGACUGGAAAACCAAUGAUAAAUCUUUACACAGACAAAGACACGGGAAAGCCAAAAGGGGAAGCAACAGUGUCAUUUGAUGACCCUCCAUCAGCUAAGGCGGCCAUUGAUUGGUUUGAUGGAAAGGAAUUCCAUGGAAAUAUCAUUAAAGUCUCGUUUGCCACCAGAAGGCCUGAAUUCAUGAGAGGUGGUGGAAGUGGAGGUGGACGAAGAGGCCGUGGAGGAUAUAGAGGCCGUGGAGGUUUUCAGGGGCGAGGUGGAGACCCUAAGAAUGGGGACUGGGUUUGCCCUAAUCCGUCAUGUGGAAAUAUGAACUUUGCUCGAAGGAAUUCCUGCAAUCAGUGCAAUGAGCCUAGACCAGAGGACUCUCGUCCCUCAGGGGGAGAUUUCCGGGGGAGAGGCUACGGUGGAGAAAGGGGCUACAGAGGCCGUGGGGGCAGAGGUGGAGACCGAGGUGGCUACGGUGGAGACAGAAGUGGGGGUGGCUAUGGUGGAGACAGAAGUGGGGGUGGCUAUGGUGGGGAUAGAGGAGGUGGCUAUGGUGGAGACAGAGGUGGUGGCUAUGGUGGAGACCGAGGAGGUGGCUAUGGAGGAGACAGAGGUGGUUAUGGUGGAGACCGAGGGGGAGGCUAUGGAGGAGAUAGAGGCGGUUACGGAGGUGAUCGAGGAGGCUAUGGAGGCGAUCGAGGAGGCUAUGGAGGUGAUCGAGGAGGAUAUGGAGGAGACCGAAGCCGGGGGGGCUAUGGAGGAGACCGUGGUGGUGGUGGUGGCAGCAGUGGAGGCUACGGAGGAGACCGAAGUGGAGGCUACGGAGGAGACCGAAGUGGUGGCUAUGGAGGAGACCGAGGUGGGGGUUAUGGAGGAGACCGAGGUGGCUAUGGAGGAGACCGAGGUGGCUAUGGAGGCAAAAUGGGAGGAAGAAACGACUACAGAAAUGAUCAGCGCAAUCGACCAUACUGAUGACUGUUUUGAAUAUUCCUUUGUCUCUGACAUGAUUCAUAAUGGAGUUGUCAAGAGUUUGCCUGCUGCUUUCCUCAUGGCCUCUUGGGUAGUGAAAUUGACAUUUGGGUUUUUAUUCAGGUGGGAGGGCUGGGGACAGUUUUCCU
This is a messenger RNA of Mesocricetus auratus (golden hamster), 2024 nucleotides long. RefSeq names its product TATA-box binding protein associated factor 15 (gene Taf15). The record is from RefSeq and is a predicted model, not a curated record. Gene Ontology annotation, cellular component: nucleus. Gene Ontology annotation, biological process: regulation of DNA-templated transcription. The transcript has 16 exons. NCBI's taxonomy places the organism in Eukaryota, Metazoa, Chordata, Mammalia, Rodentia, Cricetidae. Gene Ontology annotation, molecular function: RNA binding; transcription coregulator activity. Bases 136 to 1878 code for a protein of 580 amino acids.